GCAGCAGACCGUCCGCCCGACUCUUCAGCACCAGCUCGGACCGACAGACGGGAGCCAAGUCUGCGGCGCGGACCCCAAAACUGUAGCGACAGAAGCAGGGGCGGGUCCAUGCCCAACUUGACUCAGGUGCACCAGAGCGCAGUGGCACAGUUCGCCGGAGAGAGGAGAGCCACGCGGCGGCCGCAGCUUCUUCUCCCGCUCUGGCUUCGCUCUCCGCCGGAGCGCCGCGCUGGAGACACCCGGAGGAGCCGCCGCCGCUGCUCCGCCGACUGUCACCCCUGAGGUUGAACGCUUUUUUGGAGACGCGGCGCCACCACCGGAGGACAGCGCCAUGUCCAAAGAGGCGCGGGGGAAAGGUUCAUCCCGGAAACACAGUGGAACUCAUUGGUGUCUGCAAAAUAUCGCUCAAGAAUCUGUCGACAGCUCCGAUGAGGAGUUCUUUGACGCCAGAGAUGUUAUGGAGGGAAAAAGUGCCAUUUUGCUCGGGAUGAGUCAGUGGAACUCAAACGACCUGGUGGAGCAGAUUGAAACUUUGGGACACAUGGAGGACCAGUCACAUGAGGGUCUGUACCAACUGGGGGGUCAGCGUUGCGUCCCACAGAGCAGCAUCGAAGGAUUGGAGGACACCGAGCGCAAAUGUCAGACCCAUGUGCUGCUGUUGGUGGUUCAUGGGGGCAACAUCCUGGACACAGCUGUGGGAGACCCAAGCACGAAGGCGGGCGAUGUGGCCACCCUGGCAUCGGUGCUGGACAAGGUCACUCGGGCCCACUUCCAGGCGGCCGCUGAGCAUGUGAUGAUCAAACUGGUGCCAUGUCCAGCUGUGUGUGCCGAAGCCUUCUCUCUGGUGUCCAAUUUGAAUCCCUACAGCUAUGAUGAGAGCUGCGUCUCCAGCAGUGUGGACCACCUGCCCUUGGCCGCGCUCCCUCUCCUCGCCAUCGUGUCGCCACGCUACCAGGACGCGGUGGCCACCGUCAUCGCCCGAGCUAACCAAGUCUAUCACAGCUUCCUGCACUCAGAAGAAGGACAGGGAUUCAACGGACAGGUUUGCCUGAUGGGCGACUGUGUAGGAGGUGUUCUUUGCUUCGACGCGUUAUGCUUCAGCAACCACCAAAGACCCGGCAGCCCGAACACCAGCAGCCGGAACAACAGCACCGAGAGCCUGAAGGAUAACUCGGGUCUGCUCAAAGAGUCCAGUCCGAGUCUGAGCUCCAGCAAGCGACUCAGCAAGAGCAACAUCGACAUCUCCGUCCCCAACGAGGGGCAGAGUCAAGGCGGACCCCCGCUGAGUCGAAAGCAAAGUGACUCAUAUGAUGGCGACAGUUCAUCGACAGGCCAGCACGGUUUUUUCUCCAGCCUGAUGAAGGAGGGCGUGGAGGUGCGCGGGGGCAGCAGCACCAGUCUGCUCCUGAAUCCAGGCCGGUUUGACUUUGAGGUGUCCGACUGCUUCCUGCUGGGAUGCCCACUGGGCUUGGUGCUCGCCAUGAGGCGCACGGUUCUGCCGGCCGUCCAAGUCAGCCAUCUCCAUCCUGCCUGCUCGCAGAUCUUCAACCUCUUCUACCCGUCCGACCCCUCGGCCUCCAGACUGGAGCCUCUGCUGCAGCCCCUCUUCCACAAGCUGCCUCCGUUCGCCGUGCCGCGGUACCAGCGCUACCCUCUGGGAGACGGACGCUCUUUGCUCAUAGCCGAGAGCAUCCAAGGCCACCCCAGCGUGUUUCUGGACGGCGAGCAGACGCCUGGGGUUUUUCACUUCUCCUCCGAGGCCUGCGCUGAGGGAGCGGCGCAGGAGAGGGGCCGGCGGAGCAGCGCAGAGAGUGAAGUGUCCGUCUGGUCCAUUGGCCAGCUCGGAAACGCCAUCGCUAACGUCUCCAGCAGGUGGUGGGGUUCCAAGAGGCUGGACUACGCCCUCUACUGCCCCGACGUGCUGACAGCGUUCCCCACGGUCGCUCUGCCGCACCUUUUCCACGCCUCCUACUGGGAGUCGACUGAUGUCGCUGCGUUUGUUCUUCGACAGCUGAUGCGAUGUGACUUUGUGAAGACGCAGGAAGCCGACAACCUGGACUCAGCCCCGUUCUCUCCCUCCAGUCCGAGAGAAAAGUGGCUUAGACGACGGACGCACGUCAAACUGAGGAAUGUAACGUCCAACCACAGGGUGAAUGAUGUCAUCGCUACGGAGGACGGCCCGCAGACUCUCGUGGGUCGAUUCAUGUAUGGACCGUUGGACAUGGUCACUUUAACUGGGGAGAAGGUCGACAUCUUGCUGAUGACUCAACCGCAGUCCGGCCGCUGGGUGCAUUUCGACACGGAGGUGACAAACAGCAGCGGUCGAGUCACCUACACCAUCCCGAAGAGCAAGAAGCUCGGCCUUGGAGUGUACCCCAUUAAAAUGGUGGUCAAAGGGGAUCAAACAAGUGCAGAGGCCUACCUGACUGUGUUGCCACGGGCCAUGGAGUGUGUGGUCUUCAGCAUCGACGGCUCCUUUGCUGCCAGCGUGUCAAUCAUGGGCAGCGAUCCCAAGGUUCGCCCCGGGGCUGUGGACGUCGUCAGACACUGGCAGGACCUGGGCUACCUGAUUAUCUACAUCACAGGACGUCCUGAUAUGCAGAAGCAGCGUGUGGUGUCCUGGCUGUCGCAGCAUAAUUUCCCUCACGGGAUGAUCUUCUUUUCUGAAGGAUUAGUUCAUGAUCCGCUGCGACAGAAGACCAUCUUCCUGAGAAACCUCAUACAGGAGUGUCACAUCAAGAUCAACUCUGCCUACGGCUCCAUGAAAGACAUCUCGGUCUACAACAUGCUGGGCCUCAGUCCCACACAGAUCUACAUUGUCGGGAGACCUUCUAAGAAGCACCAAAACCAGUGCCAGUUCCUGAGCGAGGGCUACGCCGCGCACCUGUCCACGCUGCAGUUUGGCCACAGAGCCAGACCCAAGAAGUCCCCGUCCGUCCGCAUGGUCCUCAGGAAAGGCUCCUUCGGUUUGUCGGCCAAGUCGGACUUCCUGUGUAAGCGCACCCACCUGCGCAGGACCAUGUCCGUGCAGCAGCCGGACCCACCCUGCACGCCCAACCCCAAACCCGAGCGAGCCCAGAGUCAGCCGGAGUCAGACAAGGACCACGGAGGAGGGGGCGGGGGCGGGCAUGGCGUGUGGGGAAGGGCGGCCAUGCACCGAGGAGACACCACCCCAUGACCCCCAGCAGGGCGACGACUGGAUUGUACAACAACAGAGGAGGAGGAGGAUGAGGUCUCCGUGUCUCGUGUCACCUGCUACCAUGUCUCUUGGAUUGUGAGCUGAAAGUCGGCUCUGCGUCGCCUCCUGUUUGUCCUCGUCUGUGGUCCACUCGCCGGAUCAUGUCCUCACGUGUCUGUGCCUGAACUCGGAAGGCGAUCUCCUGUCGACGGCUCCCUCGUCCAACUGGAUGUAAAUAAAGCUUCACAAAGGAACCGCAGCGCGACCUGUCAGGACCAGGACACGUCGCCCCGCUUCCUCGCUCAACCCUCAGCUGCUGUACAUAGUCGACAUAAAUCUUCAGCUCGUGAGGCUGUGGACGCGAAAGCACUGUGACAUGUUGGCUCCGUCCACUGAUCUCCUGUUGUGAAUGAUUCACUGGGUUAUUUACCUGGCGUGAACAUUCAAACGGCCGGCGGAGAGCUUCUCGCCUGGCAGGCGUCUCAGACUGAGAGGUCCCCGCUGCAGCCCCCGUCCUCGCAUUUGCACUACCGAAGUACAAUGCACUGGUUUUUGACUCGACCGUACUGUCGACGCCUCCACUGCAGUCGUCGAAAGACUGAACAUGUUUACAGACUGGCAGCCGGUUCUUGGUGUAACGUCUUGUUUUUAUUGACAGAGUAGUAGCUAGCUAGUAGCUUGCCGGAUGUCGUGUAUUAGAACCCGCCUGUACAAAGCCCUCCAGGGAAGGGAAGCAGUAGAUUUGUGAAGUCAUCCGAUCCCGUCUUGUGACCUUGAGUCCAGUCUUACUGUGGCCGUGCUGAAACUCUGUGCAAGUCAAACUUAUUUUUCUAAGAGUAAAUAUUGUACAUAGAAAUAUUUUCAACGUUUUGCAGAGUUAAGUUGUAGAUUGAUUUUUGCCUUAAAUACGUAUAUAUUUGCUGUUGUGUGUGAGAGUGGAAAUAAUUAUACUUAUUUGGCAAAAGCAAGGCUGUUCUUCCUCCUUCCUGCCGCGACAUCA
This is a messenger RNA of Synchiropus splendidus (mandarinfish), 4178 nucleotides long. It is a transcript of the gene pitpnm3, whose product is annotated as PITPNM family member 3. Bases 332 to 3178 code for a protein of 948 amino acids. The record is from RefSeq and is a predicted model, not a curated record. Lineage: Eukaryota; Metazoa; Chordata; Actinopteri; Syngnathiformes; Callionymidae. Gene Ontology annotation, cellular component: cytoplasm. Gene Ontology annotation, molecular function: phosphatidylinositol transfer activity; metal ion binding; phosphatidylcholine intramembrane carrier activity. Gene Ontology annotation, biological process: phospholipid transport. The transcript is spliced from 20 exons.